Lactuca sativa (garden lettuce) is the source of this 1203-nucleotide messenger RNA. Its product is annotated as zinc finger BED domain-containing protein RICESLEEPER 2. NCBI's taxonomy places the organism in Eukaryota, Viridiplantae, Streptophyta, Magnoliopsida, Asterales, Asteraceae. The record is from RefSeq and is a predicted model, not a curated record. Gene Ontology annotation, molecular function: DNA binding; protein dimerization activity.
AUGCACAUUCGACGUGUUGCCCACAUUUUAAAUUUAGUGGUGCAAGAUGGCAUAAAAAGAGUUGAUAAGGCGGUUGAGAUAGUUCGAUGGGCGGUUAAAUGGAUUAGACAAUCACCUUCUAGAAUUCAUAAGUUUACCGAGUUUGCUAAGGUUGCUAAUCCCGGUAUAACAAAACACUUGAAAAGAGAUGUGCCAACAAGAUGGAACUCUACUUACCAUAUGAUGGAAAUUGCCCAAGCUUACAAAAAAACUUUUGAGAGAUAUGAUAUUGAGGAAUUUGAUUUUCGGUGCGAAAUUGAAAUGGCGGGUUUGUCGAUUCCUUCAUCAAGCGAUUGGGAAAGGGUUAGGAAUGUAUGUCAUUUUUUAAAACCUUUUCAUGAUGUUACUUUGAGGAUUUAUGGGACACUUUAUGUGACAUCAAACACAUGCAUUGAAGAUAUAUAUUCCAUUCGUACGCUCUUGGAUGAUGCUAUUUCCGAUUCUAGUCUUUGUGAUAUUGCAUUGGCCAUGAAAAUAAAGUUUGAUAAGUAUUUUGGUGACAUAGAAAAAAUGAAUUUAUUGCUCUACUUUGCUUUGAUUCUUGAUCCGAGGAACAAAGUAAAGUAUUUGGUUAUACUACUUGAGGAUCGUUAUGGAGAAAAGGGGGUGGAGGCCAAAAAGAAAUAUAUCAUGGAUUCUAUGUAUGAAUUAUAUAAUGAUUAUAUUAGAAUUCAUUCUCCAAGUUCUACUUCAAGUACCGCCGAGUCUACCACUUCAUCAUCGAUACUAGGGAAACGCCAAAACCCGGAGUUUAUGGCACCUAAUCCCCCUUUGAGAAAUAAACUAAGAGAAAAGAUGAAGACGAACAUAGUUGAAUCAAUUGGGGAGUUAGAAAAGUAUUUGCAAGAGAGUGUUGAAGACGACUCAGAAAUGUUUAGUAUUCUAGAUUGGUGGAAAGUGAAUAGUCCAAGAUUCCCGAUUCUAUCAUUGAUGGCAAGAGAUGUGUUCGCCAUUCCCGUCUCAACCGUGGCUUCGAAAUCCGUUUUUAGCACUAGUGGGAGGGUUUUGGAUCCGUUUAGGAGUUCUUUGACUCCUAAGAUUGUUGAAAGUUUAAUUUGUACACAAGAUUGGAUUCGGGGUAGCAUAAGUGACACAAUCGAUUAUGAAAAAGAUUGGGAAGAAAAUCAACAAAUUGACAAAGAAUUGAGCAAGAUGAAGUGGUGA